AUCACCAUAGAAAAUAUCGUAUCAAGAAUGUUGUUAAUUUUUCUUUGCCUUCUCUUUUAAGAUUUUGUUUACUUGAUUGAUUUUGUCUGCUAAAUCAUAGCAAUCUUGCUGGAUUUGUUCAUGGACGCCAUAGAAGGAUUAUCAUCAUCUUCACUAAUCUGACGGACUCUGCAAAUUCCACUUCAAAUUCAUUUCAAGGGUAAGAAUUUCCCACCUUUCUCUCUACAUCUACAAUAGACUAAAGAAAAAUGCAAAACUCGUAUCUGCUCUCUUCAAUUUCAUCCCUUAGUUGCAGAAGAAGAAAACCCAUGUCCUUUCAAUUCGAUGAUUACAUUUUGAACGAUAGCUAUGUUAGAUGCACUCUAUGUAUACAGUCAUGCUGUUCGUGUUGUCUGAAUUCUGUCUACAGAAGGCCAAUUCACCCCCACUUUAACAAUGGGUUGAGGCAAUCUAAUCUAAUUCAUUUGUCAGCUUCAAGAAAUCUGACAUUAUGUAGUUUAGAUCGGUGCUGUGGCUCUGUUUGUCGUCUUAAAGGUGAGAGAAGAGUUAGGGGAAUGGUUUCUAAUGGAAAAGGAAGAAGAAAAUCUUCUCACCAUACUUGUGAUGCCGAUGUGAUUCUCAGUUUGUUAACCGAAGAAGAAGAAGAAGAAGAUGAGUGUUUUGAUUCUAGAGCGAAAAAUUCUGGAGGGGUGGAUAAGGUGGAGAAGAGAGUAAAUAGAAAUUCGGGUAUUAUGAAAUCCAUUGAAUCAAACCAAUGGAAGAACAACAAUGUUGAACAGGCAACAGAAGAAAGGUCUGUCAAUGAAUCAUCUGCAGAAUUCAAAAGGGAAUCAGAAAAAAAUGGAGAAGAGCUGCAGAGGAGACAAAGAACAACCAUGGGAUCACAAUCAGAUGUCAUGGUUUCUGAUGGGAGAAGAAACAAGUCUGAAAAGAAACUUACGGUCCAAGAAGACCAAAAAUCAUCACAGAAGCAUUUGAAAUCGACAGACAUCUUCUAUAGAGGGCAUGUUCAAGUUAAUAAUAUCAACAGAAAGGAGAAACAUUUGACUGAAAGAACUGAUUUAAGCGAAUCCACAAAAAGUUCUUGUGAAGGAACUUCAAAACAUGCCUCAAAUCAUCAAGAUUCUUUGACUUUACUAUCUGAGAUGGAAGAUAAGCUAAGAACAGAAGAGAUAAUGGCUUCCUCAGUAAUACAUAAUUUCGAGAGAAAUGAUAAUUCUGUAACUCAAGACAAUUCAAUUGGUUCUGUCAAUCGAUUACACAGGUCAUCCGUGCAAUUUAUCGAUCAAGUUUCGAGUUCCCAAAUCAGAAAGGAGAAAGUGGUGGAAAUGGUGUCAGUUCAUGAAGGUGAAAAAUGUGACGGUGAAUUAAGAAGCUCGUCUCAGAUUUCCAGGAAAAUGGGAGCUGCUGAUGAAUUGGAGUCAGAUUCUGAAAACCAUAACUUGAUGAAGAAACCAAAUAAAAAUGUGAAGAAGAAGAAGCCAGAAAGUGUCCAAAAUCCAUCAAAACAUCCCAUUCAAACUGGAGAAGUAUCCGUGGACAAAACUGUGGUGGAAAAUGGUGUUGACAAGAAUGCUCCAAUUUCAACCGUUUCUUCAUUUUCUAGUGAAAUGAAUUCUCUAGUAAAUGGGAACCGGGUAAGCCACGCGAGUAAAGAAAGUAAUCCUGGUUUGAAAACCAAUGAAUUCGAGCAAGAAAGAUUCGAAAAAUGGGAAGUGGCCUAUAAUAUUGAGAGUGAGCAACAUAAGAUUGAUGAGAUGUUUAUGAAGGAAGCAAUCUUAGAGGCAAAGAAGGCGGCUGACAUGUGGGAGGUUCCUGUCGGGGCAGUGCUUGUACAACAAGGAAAAAUAAUUGCUCGUGGCUGCAACUUAGUGGAGGAGUUGAGGGAUUCAACUGCACACGCAGAAAUGAUUUGCAUACGAGAAGCUUCAAAUCUUCUUCGCACAUGGAGAUUGGCUGAAACAACACUAUAUGUGACACUUGAACCUUGUCCAAUGUGUGCUGGUGCAAUACUUCAAGCUAGAAUUGGCACUGUUGUAUGGGGAGCUCCUAAUAAGCUUCUAGGAGCUGAUGGAAGUUGGAUUAGGCUCUUUCCAAGUAAUGGUGAAGAUGAAAAUGGUCUGGUGGGAGCAAAUGAUAAGGCGACGGCUCCAGUUCAUCCUUUUCACCCAAAAAUGAGCAUCAGAAGAGGCGUAUUGGCUGGGGAAUGUGCAGAAGCAAUGCAAAAAUUCUUCCAACUUAGAAGAAAGAAGAAGGAACACAAACCCAAGCAGGAGGAAGUUGAAGCUGAGACUGUUUCACAUCGUUGUUCAUCAAAGUUCUUGACCAAGAUUCGCGGUGCAUUCUCCUUGUAAAGGGAUGAUAGUCUUUGUGAGUAUAUCCAGAUUUAGUUUUUUUCCCAUAAUCCUAGUUAGUUAGCAUAUGGGAAAUCAUAUAUAUUUGGAGCAAGCAUUAGCAAAACAUAGAGAACUUGAAGCUGUCCAAGCUUAUUAUAAAAAAUUUCAAGUUUUUCAUGUCAA
Molecule: messenger RNA, 2519 nt
Organism: Impatiens glandulifera
Lineage: Eukaryota; Viridiplantae; Streptophyta; Magnoliopsida; Ericales; Balsaminaceae
Exons: 4
Coding region: 249-2354 (701 amino acids)
Biological process (GO): tRNA wobble adenosine to inosine editing
Cellular component (GO): chloroplast
Molecular function (GO): tRNA-specific adenosine deaminase activity
Source: RefSeq, a predicted model, not a curated record